UCUAGCAACUUUUCUAUCCUAUCACAGAAAGUAGCUCAAGAAGCUUUUCAUCGUCGUGGAUGGGAACAUUCUGUGAAAGGGGAAAGCUUAAGUGAUAAAACUUUGGAUUUUACUGCACCUUUGUCCUUUCCUUUGAGAGGGAGAUUUGCGCGUCGGUGGCAGCUCAACCUGACUGUGGUCGUAAGUGAAUGUUCCUGUGUAUUGGCUGACAAAUAAGAACCGGGUGAAUGUAUAGCAUGAUGAUGGAAACGGACUUACACUCGCCGGGACCCCAAUCGAAUACAAAUUCGGGGCACACAGGGCCAAACAAUGGGAACAAAGUGAACCAAGACCGCGUCAAGAGACCGAUGAACGCUUUUAUGGUUUGGUCCCGGGGCCAGCGCCGGAAGAUGGCACAAGAGAAUCCCAAAAUGCACAACUCUGAAAUCAGCAAAAGACUUGGCGCUGAGUGGAAACUCAUGUCCGAGGCGGAAAAGAGACCUUUUAUUGACGAGGCAAAGAGAUUACGUGCCAUGCACAUGAAGGAGCACCCGGAUUACAAGUACAGACCCAGAAGAAAGACCAAGACGCUGCUGAAAAAAGAUAAAUAUUCCUUAGCAAGCGGUCUUCUCGCCGGAUCUGGGGCUGGAGCUGGUGUAGGUCUCGGUGUUGGGAUGAGCCCUGGUGGGGUCGGACAGAGGUUAGACAGUCCUGGGGGUCACGGUGGCACCGCUACCAGCUAUGCACAUAUGAACGGCUGGGCGAACGGUGCCUACUCGGGCCAGGUGGCAGCGGCGGCAGCAGCCGCGGCGAUGAUGCAGGAAGCGCAGCUCGCCUACAGCCAGCACCCGGGCAAUGGGACGCACCACCACCACGGACACCAUCAUCACCCACACAAUCCCCAGCCCAUGCACCGCUACGACAUGACUGCUCUUCAGUACAGCCCUCUCUCUAACUCCCCCAGCUACAUGAGCGCAUCGCCGUCAGGUUACGGGGGGAUCACCUACACACAGCACCAGAACACCAGCGUGGCUUCCACGGGCGCAAUCGGCACUCUGGGAUCUCUGGUGAAAUCGGAGCCAAGUGUCCGCCUUCCCGAGGCCUGGGGAGGGGUGAUUAUGAGAGACUCUGCUGGAAUUUGGCAGGGCUCAGGCUUGGAGAGCCGCCUCUUGCUGACUGCCAUUCAGCAGCCCGACGCGUUGUGAGGUUGGGAAGUUGCAGUGAGCCGUGCACUCAUUGGCUUCACAAAGCUGAUUACAAGCCUCAGCGCAUUCCUGAAGGCAACGAGAAGCGACGCAGGUGCAAGGGAGCUGAGGGAGUCGUGCUAACAGUGGAGAAAGUACUGGGACCACACAAACCCUUCUGCGUCCCAGCAGGGUAAACAAGCGGCUGCAAGGAGAAUGGGAGCGAGCACCUUGAUAUUUCUAGAAACGACCUCUUCUUUGUGUACCACAUAUUGUUAUGACAGUAGCCAACUGUUCUUUACGCCCGCCGACACCCCAUAAUAUCGAUCUUUAUUAGGUUCCUGAUAGUUAACUCUAAUUCAUAGCCUACAUUUCUAUAAACUAUAUCAGACUAUGUCUAAGUUAGUUAUAUCUGACUAAGCUUAGAUCACGAAGGAGCACUUUUACGCAUAGAAGAUGGCAAAUAAAGACUUUUUGUUAUUCAAAACUUUAUGACACAGCGAUCUAUAAAUUAAUUAAUCCAUAAUCAACAGCGUGUCCUCUUGAUGGAAGACAGAUCAGACAAGGUGUAGGCUUUACCAACAAGAGGCCACUUUCCAAGAACUUUACAAAAGUUUGGUUCUCUCUCUCUCUCUCUCUCAAGCUUAGCUAUAGCCAGCGGUGUUCAAUGUUUUAUUGUUUCUUUUUGGAUGUGUCGGCGAGAUAUUUUAUUGCAUUAGGCAAAAC
Messenger RNA from Alosa sapidissima (American shad), 1889 nucleotides. It is a transcript of the gene sox1b, whose product is annotated as SRY-box transcription factor 1b. Gene Ontology annotation, biological process: anatomical structure morphogenesis; cell differentiation; regulation of DNA-templated transcription. The transcript has 2 exons. The record is from RefSeq and is a predicted model, not a curated record. Gene Ontology annotation, molecular function: DNA-binding transcription factor activity, RNA polymerase II-specific; RNA polymerase II cis-regulatory region sequence-specific DNA binding. Lineage: Eukaryota; Metazoa; Chordata; Actinopteri; Clupeiformes; Clupeidae. The coding region runs from base 228 to 1184 and encodes 318 amino acids.